AAGUUUCAAAAGUUUACUGAUGUCAUAGAAAAAAUUAAAAAUUUUGUAAAGGAAGUAUCACAAAUUACCGGAUUGCGAAAAUUUUUACAAGCAUCAGAAAUUAAGUCAAGAUUUGUAACAUUAUUGGAAGAAUUUGAUAGUCUUAUGAAUUUACUACAAUUUAGUAUGGUUGUGAGAUCAUCAGAUAUAAGUCAUAUAAUUCUUAAGGAUCUAGAAGAGCUUAAACAUUUUAUGGAGCGAAUAGAAGGUGGCAUUACAAAAAGAAUUGAAACUGAAACAAUAUUUAAUCCAAAUCUGGAAGAUAUUGCGAUCAUGAAUAUUGCAUGGCAAAAUGGUACUUUUCCAAUCAAUAAUAAAUUAUUUUCAUCUGUAAUGAUUAAUCAAGAUCUUAUAAUUGAUAAUCCAAAUGGAUUGAAAAGUGAAGAAAUUGUACAAGCAUUUUACAAAAAUCCUACUAGUGGUACUGAACCGGUAGCAUUAAAACUUUUAACUAAUUCAAAUGCUACUAAAGGCGAGGAGAAUAAAAAUAUCAAAAGUGAAAUAUUAAUCUUGAAACGAUUAAAGGAUUGUAAACAUAUUAUUGAAUUCUAUGGACUUGUUGAAAGAGAUACUGGUAUUUAUCUUGUUACACGAUGGGCUGAGAAUGGAAAUCUUAAAAAAUUUUAUAUGGAAAAUGAUGCUAUAACCUUCUGGAACAUAAAAGUUAAUAUAGCUCUUGAUAUUGCUCGAGCAUUAACCUUUCUUCAUUCUGUAUCUAUUUAUCAUCAUGAUUUGAGGUCAGAAAAUGUUUUGAUUACUGAUCGGUAUACAGCUAAACUCGCAAAUUUUACUCGAAGUCGUUGCUUUAGCGCGGAUACCAAUCCAAUGAAACGAACAUUAGAAAAGAUGAGAUACAUUGCUCCAGAGAAAUUAGUGAAUGAAUCACAGAGAUAUAAUAUAAAAUGCGAAAUUUUCAGUUUUGGUAGACUUCUUUGGGAAAUUGCUGAAUGUAAAGAACCAUUUGGUGAAUGUCAGGAUAUUUUAAUGCUUAAAAAGCUUGUUCUUAAUAAAAAAACUACUCUCAACUUCAGUUUUGAAGUUCCGAAAGAAUGGCAGGAAAUUACUAAUAAAGCAACGCAUUAUGAUCCAAAUCUUCGACUAGCUUUGAGCGAAAUUUUUAACAUUUUAUUUGAACUUUCUUUAAAACAUAGCGUUGGUGUCUCAUCCUAUAAAUCAAACUUAAUUUUUGACAAUGUUGAUAUUUCUAUUUCUCCUUCAACCAGAAUAGAUAGCCCAAAUGAUUUGAAUGAAAAGUCCUAUGAUGACUUUCCUGAUCUUGAUGUGAGUGAUAAUCAUAUGAAUCUUAAAAAUGUUUUAAGUAUUCAAGAUGCACUUAUAGAACAUAAAAAGCCGAAUGGAAAUAAAAAGAAUGCAUUUGAAGCAUUCAAGGUUCAUGCAGAAUAUGGUAACAUCACUGCAAUGUACUGGUAUGGUUAUUAUCUUGAUAAAGAAAAUAAUCAAUUUAAUUCUGAAGAAACUCGGGAAGAAAAACAAUGUCGAUUUAAGAAAGCAGCCGAACUUUUUAAGGAAACAGCUGAUGAAGGUCUAACAGAUGGUCAGCUUCGAUAUGGAUAUUGCCUAUGGCAUGGUAAAGGUGUACCCAAGAAUAUCCGCAAGGCAAUUAAAUUCUUUGAAAUGUCUGCUGAAGGUGGAAACCCUAUGGGAAUGUAUACUCUUGGAAACAUUUAUUAUAAAGGAAUAGAAAUUAAUAAAGAUAAAAAGAAGGGUGAAAAAUAUUUAAGACAUGCUGCCUUACUAAAUGAGGAGAAGGCAUUAAAGAUGU
Messenger RNA from Cetraspora pellucida, 1822 nucleotides. The record is from the annotation of a GenBank genome assembly. Lineage: Eukaryota; Fungi; Glomeromycota; Glomeromycetes; Diversisporales; Gigasporaceae.